ACAUUCUCUAUUUACCCACGCGCCUAUUCAAAGAUCCAGCACUAGCUACCAACCAAAACCCUAAAAAAUACACACAAAUCUCCAUUGUAGAGAGAGAGAGAGAUAUUGUGUGUAUUUGUUGAAUAAAGGAGAAGUCUCUCUCUCUCUACUAUUUUAUUGAUCCACAUCAGUUUGUGACUUUGAGAUCGAUCGGAGAUGGCGGCGGCAGUGGAAGCGGCGGCGGCGGCGCAACAACCUGUGUCUGCUCAAGUGGUGGGAAAUGCUUUUGUGCAGCAGUAUUAUCAUAUACUGCACCAUUCACCAGGGCUGGUAUUUAGGUUUUAUCAGGAUAUAAGCAAGCUUGGUCGCCCCGAAGAUGAUGGCUCCAUGAGCAUCACUACCACAAUGCAAGCUAUCAAUGAUAAGAUACUGUCACUUAACUAUGCGGACUUCAGAGCAGAGAUCAAGUCUGUGGAUUCCCAAGAGUCCUUCAAGGGGGGAGUGCACGUCCUUGUUACUGGAUAUUUGACUGGGAAAGACAACUUGAUUCGAAAUUUCUCUCAAACUUUCUUCCUGGCUCCGCAAGACCGAGGGUACUUUGUUUUGAAUGACAUUUUUCGAUAUGUGGAGAUUGUCAAUCAACAAGACACAGUACAGGUUCCAGAAACUGAUGUGGUGUUGGCUCCAGUUACUCCAGAGCAAAUUGUUGCAGAUCCGCCUAAUCCCCUUCCAGCUCAGGAGGAUCACAUUUCUGAGCAGAGCACACCAUCUGCUGAGGAAGCAAAUGGGGGAGAAGUUUACAACCCUCCUGAGAAUGCUAAUGUGCCUGUUGUUGAAGAGGAAGUGCCUGUGCCUGAGGUUGUUGAUGAAGUGCAAGGUGACUCGCAAGUGGUAGCUGAAUCUAACAUCGUAAUUGAACAGGUCCCGAAGAUGUCAUAUGCUUCAAUUGUCAGGCAUCUAAAGGAAAGUGCGGCAACUUUCUCCCCUCCUCCAGCUCCUGCUCCUAGGAAGAUUGUGCCUAAGAGUGUUGAGCAAGUGAGUCAACCUCCUGCAGCAGUACCAGCCGACAGCUCUGUUUUGAGCUCAGACUUUGUUGAUAAUGGGAAUAACCAAGAGGGAGAAGCAGCUGAUGGAUACUCCGUCUACAUCAAAGGUCUACCUAUGAGUGCCACUCCCGCCAUGCUUGAAGAUGAGUUCAAGAAGUUUGGGCCUAUCAAGAAUGGAGGCAUUCAAGUCCGAAGUAACAGACAACAGGGAUUUACUUUUGGCUUUGUGGAAUUUGAGGAGGCAACUGCUGUGCAAAAAGCUAUUGAGGCUUCUCCAAUUUUAAUUGGUGGACGCCAAGCUGCCGUCGAAGAAAAGAAGUCUACCAAUUCUCGAGGUAACACUAGGGGUAGAUAUCCAUCUGGAAGGGGUGGUUCUGGAUUCAGGAAUGACGGAGGACGAGGGCGAGGAAACUAUGGAGGCGGUGGUAGGGGCUAUAAUCGUGGUGGUGAUUUCAAUGGAAGAAGUGAGUUUAACAACAGAGGUGGCAAUCGCGGAGGGUCAUCCAACCGUGGAGGUGAUGGCUAUCAGAGAGCUGACAACAUGGGAGGCAACAACGGGCGAAUGAAUCGUGGUGGUGGGAUGCCAAAUGGAACUGCCAAAAAUAUGACACCACGGAUUUCUGCUACAGCUUGAGAAGUAGUUUCAGGCAAAUAAGUCAGCUAAUUUUGUAAUUUUUUAUCAUUUGAAUUCACAAUGAAAUGGUUGGAUAUCUCAGGUAGGAGGAAGUUUUGUCAUGAGCUGUGAUAUUUUCAUAUGAGCUCUUUCUGCAUAUUUUCCUUUCCCCUAAUUUUUUCCGUUAAUUGGUAUAGGAAUUGAGUUUUAAGUAGCUUUUGUUUUUGUAGCAUAUUGUUAUCUUGUUCCCUAGGAAGAGAUUAAAAUUCCAGUCAAUUUGUUAGCCUCUUUGUAUCUGUUGAAUUAUUUUUUGGGCCUUUUACUUGUGUUAACUACAAAUGAGUUCAGUUUAGACAUUAAUUUCUCGCUUGGCUGUAUCAUCAGCUGGGAGUUUUAAUAUAUCUUCUUUGGGUUGUCUUUGCCUGAUGUA
This is a messenger RNA of Lycium ferocissimum, 2068 nucleotides long. Its product is annotated as nuclear transport factor 2-like. The record is from RefSeq and is a predicted model, not a curated record. Gene Ontology annotation, cellular component: ribonucleoprotein complex; cytosol. Bases 196 to 1659 code for a protein of 487 amino acids. Gene Ontology annotation, molecular function: mRNA binding. NCBI's taxonomy places the organism in Eukaryota, Viridiplantae, Streptophyta, Magnoliopsida, Solanales, Solanaceae. The transcript is spliced from 10 exons.